AUGCGCCCAAAGGAGCUUGGGCAGAGCUGUGCUGGGGACCGGCCAAGGCCUGGACUCAGACCCGGGGACCCCGCAGCGGUCGCCUCUGCACCCCGGCCCGCGGCCAGUCCAGCUCCAGAGCCCUCGGCCGAGUCCAAACCUGCUCCCGCGCAGGCACCGGGGGUUGGACAGGGAGCAGGAUCCGGAUCCCGAUUCGUCUCAGAAGCCCCCACCGGAGCUCGUCCGGCCUCUGAGGCUGGAGCCAAGGGGAAUGCCCAGCCUAGGCCCGACACGUCGGACGCACCAUGGACUCGUUUCGUAUUCCAAGGGCCCUUUGGUCCCCGGGCCACUGGCUUGGGGACUGGAAAGGCAGCGGGCAUCUGGAAGACGCCGGCCGCCUAUAUUGGCCGGCGGCCCGGGGUGUCCGGCCCUGAGCGCGCCGCCUUUAUCCGGGAGCUAGAGGAAGCACUGUGCCCUAACCUGCCUCGGACAGUUAAGAAGAUCACUCCAGAAGACAUCAAAGUGAUGUUGUACUUGCUGGAGGAGCAUUACCCAUGAGUGAUGGUUCCUCUGCAGAGAGAGCGGGACCUGAGUACAGCAGCUCGCAUCGGCCAGUCUUUGGUGAAACAGAACAGCAUUUUGAUGGAGCAGAACAGCAAGCUGGAAGCCAUGCUGGGCUCAGCCAGGGAAGAGAUUUUACAUCUCAGACACCAGGUGAACCUGAGAGAUGAUCUCCUUCAGCUUUACUCAGACUCUGAUGACGAUGAGGAUGAGGAGGAGGAUGAAGAAGAAGAGGAGGAGGAAGAAGAAGAGGAACAGGAGGAAGAACAGCAGCACGAUCAGGCCUAUGAUGUUCCUAAGCCGGCUUGUCAGAAAGAGCCACUGCACUAUUGCCCGCAGCUGGAGGCCCUGCAGAAGAGGCUGAGGGUGCUGGAGGAGGAGAACGACCAGCUGAGAGAGGAGGCCUCUCAACUCGACACUCUGGAGGAUGAGGAGCAGAUGCUUAUUCUGGAAUGUGUGGAGCAAUUUUCGGAGGCCAGCCAGCAGAUGGCCGAGCUGUCAGAGGUGUUAGUACUCAGGCUGGAAAACUAUGAGCGGCAGCAGAAGGAGGUCACCCAGCUUCAGGCCCAGGUCGUGAAGCUACAGCGGCGCUGCCAGUCGUAUGGGGCUGAAACUGAAAAGUUGCAGCAGCAACUGGCUUCAGAGAAAGAAAUCCAGAUGCAACUCCAAGAAGAGCAUGCACUUACUGGUUUCCAGGAGACUCUUGCUGAGGAGCUCAGAACAUCUUUGCGGAGGGUUAUCUCAGAUCCUGUGUAUUUCACGCAGAGGAAUUAUGGAAGGCCUAGAGGGGAGACAUCAAACUUGAGAUACAUUCAUCGAUACAGUGAGGAACAAGAGCAGGAACAGGGAUUCGAGGCUGAGGAGGAGUUGAUGCCGGGGGAAGAUUUCGUGCCUGCAGAGGGGCUGGUACCCGAGGAGGAGCUGGGGGCCACAGAGGAGGUGGCAGCUGAGGAAGGGCUGAUGGAUGAAGGAGAGCUGGUGUCCGAGGAGACUGAGGCCUGGGAGGAGGUGGAGCCAGAGCUGGAUGAGGUCACUCGAAUGAACCUGGUGACAUCAGCCCUGGAGGCCAGCGGCUUGGGCCCUUCACACCUGGAUAUGAAGUAUGUGCUCCAGCAACUGACCAACUGGCAGGAUGCCCAUUACAGGCGGCAGCUGAGACAGAAAGUGCUCCAGAAAGGUGAGUGCUCCCGUGGGAGCCUCACUCCGGCCAGCCAGACAAGCUGCAGGUUGUCAAGCCGAUAAUAGGUGGAUGAAAGGUGAGGGUAGGUGAGCUCCCAUGG
Otolemur garnettii (small-eared galago) is the source of this 1820-nucleotide messenger RNA. RefSeq names its product huntingtin associated protein 1 (gene HAP1). The record is from RefSeq and is a predicted model, not a curated record. Gene Ontology annotation, cellular component: dendrite. The transcript is spliced from 11 exons. NCBI's taxonomy places the organism in Eukaryota, Metazoa, Chordata, Mammalia, Primates, Galagidae. Gene Ontology annotation, molecular function: signaling receptor binding. Gene Ontology annotation, biological process: neurotrophin TRK receptor signaling pathway; anterograde axonal transport of mitochondrion; neurogenesis.